UGUCGUUCGUUCGAUUGAAUUUUACACGGUAUUUAAGCUUUCAUAUUUGAACAAACGCGAUAUAGGGACGUUUGCCUGUGAAGGUAUUUGCAAUAGGAUCUAAUCACACGUUUACAUAAAAAACUUAAGUUAGCGGGUAAACGCAUCGCGAAAUGUGGGCGAUUAGAAUAAGCGAGGCGAAUUUUAAACAUGAACACAAAGGCGACUGCUGUACACAUGGAUAAUUCCAUUAAUAAGAGUAGUGACAUGGUAGGCGGCCGUGUUAUGGAAAGAAUAUGUGAAUUAUGUGUGAAGAACUUACUUUCCAACAAGGCAACCAUGUUUUGCAGUGCAUGCAGCGAGUCCCUUUGCGAUCGCUGCAUCAGUAUUCACAUUAAAGACACCAGCAAGAGACAUGUCAUCAUGGACGCUCGCUAUAAAGGUUUAGACAGUCAUGGUGUGGAUAUGAAUGGACUGGACAUGUGCAAUGAGCAUUCGAAAAUCAUAGAAUUUUACUGCGAGUGCCACAAAGAGUUGUGUUGCAGAAAAUGUGUUAUGGUUCAUCGUAAAUGCGAUAAUUUUAUUGAAAUUGUUGUUUGUACGGAGCAAGAUAGGAUACAGAUUCGGGAUGUAAAAGCUUCCGUCCUUAAAGCUGACGUGGAUACUUUUUUCCUGGUACAAAAAGUUAAUCAAGUGAAAGCAAGCUUAAAAGACUCUAAUGAGGCGAUGUCUAAAGCUAUAGAUACAACUCGAGACAAUAUAUUAAAAGUAUAUGACGAUGCAAAAUGUAAGUUGUUUGCAGAGGUGGACGCCAUUAAAGCAGAGAAAAAGAAGACGCUCAAAAAGAUGAAUAACAUAUUGUUGAGUGUUCGUGCGGACAUUGCUAAGGCAUUACCCGUUUUUUCUAAUGUAUUAGAAAAAGGAACCCCUCAACAGAUUUUUAUCUUUUCUCGAAGAAGUGCGGAAAUACUUAAUGCAGUUGACCAACAACUUCGCUUGAACCCCAAUCUCAAUCCUUUGUUAGAAAUGCAUGUUAACUUUGCGGGAGACAUUGCUAACUUUAUUCACGCGGGAGAUAAUUUAAUGAAGCUUAAUAUCGGCAAAGAAGUUAUAGACAAAGGUCAACCCGAGAUCAACAACUCUUCCAUGCAAAACAGACCCGUUACACUGCAGUUUCUUAAGUCUGUGGAUGUCGUUAAAUCUAAAGACGACAACAACGACCCUUUCGUUACAGGACUGGAUUUUCUACCUGACGGGAGAUUAGUAGCGGUAGAUAAUCGUAAUAACAAAUGUUUCAUAAUGAAUGAAAGACUGCAAAGAAAGGGACAACCAUACAACUUCAAGACAGCUGUGCUCGAUGUUCGGUGCGUCUUUCAUUUUCUGAUCGCUGUUUCGACUUGGAAGCAAAUUUGCAUAAUGUACAUCAAUUCUGAGUGUUCGAUUAGCCUUAUAAAACGAAUAAACACUUCUUCUUCGAUAUUUUCAAUAUCGUGUAUGACCUCAUCAAAAAUGGUAGUAAGUACGUAUAAUGAUAACCGUUCAGUGCGAAUGAUAUCAUAUGACGGUAUAGAGGAAGACUUUGACAAGUUUGAAUUACCGAAGACUAUAUACAAACUUGAUGAAAGUAGAUGCACGUAUAUCCAGGCUAAGAACACAUUGGUAAUAACUGACAAGCUCGCUCACUCCGUAUAUAUGUACGACACCCUGAAAGGGACGUCAAGAGCAGUCACUGAUGAGAGCAUACAACAACCAAGUGGUGUGUGUGUCGGACCUGGUGACACGGUGCUAGUGUGCAGUAAGAUGAAGUGCUGCAUCGUGCACCUUUCUGUGGAAGGUGACAUUCUAGGUACUUAUCCAGUGGAUAUGAAGUGGCCGUAUGUCCUGUGUUUGAAUAAGGAUGGGAGCAAAUUGGUAGUAUCGAAUAAUGUGAAUGGGAUUAAUAAAUUGUUGAUCUACAAAUUAUCAUAAAUAUGACAUCAUCCAUAACAAUUGCUUUUCCUAAGUGAUUAUCUAGGUUCAUGCUAUUUGGUUGGUAUUCUCGGUUUAAUUGAGGAUUUACAUACGCAUCGGUGUACAUAUAAAAUCUAAGAAAACAGUUAAACAAAUUCUGUAUACUAGUAAAUUAAUCUUUUGCAAUCCAAAAUGCUUCAGGUACAUUUAUUUCUCAAUUUAAACUAUGGAAUUAUAUUUGAUUGAAGUGUAUCUGUGUAGAGUGCUUUGAAUAUAGGCUAACGAAAAUAUUCAGUUUCUUUCUUAUAUACUUAGUGAAGUAGUUAAUUUUAAGUAUCUUGUCGAUAGUGGAACAGCUGUGUUAAGGUACGUAGCCAUGGAAAUUGAAACAAGUACAUGUAUACAGCGUAAAGUUGCAAACCAAUUAUGUCAGGGCUAUUAUUACAUGUAAAGGCUUAUGAACAAUUGUUCGAAAGGACUAAUCAAAAUUUCAUUUGUUACCUUUCAUGUGUUCUAACAUUUUAGUAAUUGCAUUUUCUUGGCGGAAAAUAUCUAAAAAUAAUUUUAAUAAAAACAGUUAACAUGCUGAGGAUCACACAUGACACAUUUUUCUCGAAAAAUAUUUAUCCUAGAACCAGGUGAAAAUCGAAAGUAUAAUAACGAUCGUAUAAACUUGAGCUCUAUACCAUUGCAAUUUUGAUCAAUAACGGGUUUUCCAUAAAUUGGAGAAUCUGUUUUGUCAACUACGGAAGAACAAAACCUUCAAAAAAAUGGGAUAUUUGAUAAUUAUAAAUGGAAAAGGGAGAAAUAAUAGGAUACAUAGAGUAUUGUGUGAGUUUUGGAUAAAGAUUAAGUUUAUCAAAAACUCACAUAAUAUUCUCUAUACAAAUAUACAUCUCAUAUACAGUACCCAAUGAAUCACAGUUUCAUAUUAUACCAGAACGGAAGGUCAAUUCGGAUAUAGUUCUUUUCCAUCAGUAGUGUAAGGUUUGUGAGGUCUUGCAUGGUGACAUAAUUGAUGUAAUUAGUAAAUCAUAAUUAUUAAAGUGUAUAGUUUAAGUAAUGAAAAACUAACAUAAUUUGGGAUGUUAAUGGCUGUUAACAGUUGUCAAGCAUUAAAUCAAGAUACUGAAAGGAUAUUGAUUGCACUUUUCCAACAUGAAAAAACACAUCUCAGAUUAUGCAAAGACUACAUUGUCAUGAUGAUGUAGUCAGUGCCAUGUCUUAUUUGUGAACGUUUAAUUGGUUUUGAAAUUAGUAAUUUUGCAACGUACUCAGAAUCUUUAAAUUAACAUUGUUAGAAAAAUUAAAGAAAUAAAAUAAUUGAAUAUAAAUAUAAAGAUGAUUGAAUAUAAAGAUGAUGGGCACUUUGUCCUUACUGUUAGCAGAUUAGAAGUUAAGCUGGAAUGUCGGCCAACCUCGGAAAUAUAUAAUUAUGUAUAUUGAGUGCUUAAGAACAUCUUUAGUUUUGUGUUUGUUAGUUGCUUUUGAGCUUUUGAGCUUUUGAGAGUGUUUCCUUUAUGGGCAUUGAUUAAACGUAUAAAAGACAAGGUUAAUGCAAGUAUAUAACAUAACUAUUAGUGGAAGGAUAUUGCUUGUUAGAUACUAACAUUGGAUAUCAUAUGUAUUGGAAAAUAAAGAGCAUAGAUAAGGGAGCAUUGAAUAGGUCAGAAAUUAGAAUAUCAGAGAGAACUUGCGUGCUUAACAUAGGUUCGCCUAGAAAGGAAACGUUUGGCAAAAGGAAAGUCUUUCGCAGUGCGGACCAAGGUUUCGAAUCUUUUACCAGAUUUAAUGAGCAAAUAAACUGUAUAAAAGAUUCGAGUGUUUUUAUCAUAGUCAAUAUGAUAAUCUUCAUACACCAUAUUGUUUAGCGUUUGAGAUGU
Messenger RNA from Dreissena polymorpha, 3812 nucleotides. Its product is annotated as tripartite motif-containing protein 2-like. Lineage: Eukaryota; Metazoa; Mollusca; Bivalvia; Myida; Dreissenidae. Gene Ontology annotation, cellular component: chromatin; nucleoplasm. The coding region runs from base 190 to 1947 and encodes 585 amino acids. The transcript has 2 exons. The record is from RefSeq and is a predicted model, not a curated record. Gene Ontology annotation, biological process: positive regulation of DNA-templated transcription. Gene Ontology annotation, molecular function: zinc ion binding; ubiquitin-protein transferase activity.